Parasteatoda tepidariorum (common house spider) is the source of this 1848-nucleotide messenger RNA. Its product is annotated as ribitol-5-phosphate xylosyltransferase 1. Lineage: Eukaryota; Metazoa; Arthropoda; Arachnida; Araneae; Theridiidae. Gene Ontology annotation, cellular component: Golgi apparatus. Gene Ontology annotation, molecular function: ribitol beta-1,4-xylosyltransferase activity. Gene Ontology annotation, biological process: protein O-linked glycosylation via mannose. The record is from RefSeq and is a predicted model, not a curated record.
GCGCGAAGCAGAAACUGGCAUGCCAAAGCUGUUUGCUUAAAAUCAAAUGAGAAAACAAAACAUUCAACUUGGUAUAAGUGUAAUAUGGCAUUUUAUAUUGAACAAGUUUCCAUUAAUUGUUUCGAUGUAAUUUUGUUAUUGAUAUGUUUAUUUCAUUAAGAACUUUGACUGUUAUUGUCUUCUUUGUAUAUUGUGCGCUUACGUGCUAUACUGGUUAUAUCUUGCUAAAAAAUAACAGCGGAAAAGUUGUAAAACAUACACAUCGAAAAUUAUCUCUACCAGAUGAUUUUGAAGAAUGGAACCCUUGGGGAGAGGAGUUCGAAAGAGAAAAACAAAGUUUUAAGUCAUUUGUGGUUCAAAAAAGUGUUUCAAAAUGGUGGACUAAUCAAAGUUUAGAUUUCAGAAAACAGUUUUAUAAAUCUAAAAAAGAUCAAUCAAAUUUAUCAUAUGAGCCGACCAGUAUUGAAAUUUGGGGUAAAGCUGCUAUAGGGCUCUAUCUAUGGGAACACAUUCUUGGAGGAAAGUUGGAAAAUAAAAUGGAUGGAAUAUGGAGCUAUGGUUUCAAAAGAAUUGAUAAUCUAAAGUUAAAGUUCAGAACUGGACCCGGAGUUAUUGUUUCAAAAGCUCCUAAUGAUGUACAAAAUUUGUUAUUAAUACUGAAUGGUAGAAGUGAAGACAAAAUUGCAUUUGCAAAAACAUGGCUUGAUGUUUUGCCACAAUUUCAUAGUUUACGAUCUGUUCUUUUGUUCAUGCUUGGUGAUGAACAAUGUAGAAAUGACUGGUUGAUUCCUUAUAUGGCUAGAUCUGGUGGACUUAUAAACAUGACUUUUAUAGUUUACGAUUCACCUCUUGCAAAUAACAUCGAUAUUUUCCAAUGGCCGUUAGGAGUUGCCACAUACAGAGGGUUUCCAAAAGUUGAUCCAAAAAAGCUUGAUUUAGAAAAUACAAGACCUUACAUAUGCAAUUUCUUAGGUUCUAUCUAUCCUCGUUCUUCCCGGGAAAAAUUAAUGAAAGUAAUUCAGCAUCACAACUUAACCCAGUAUUGUUUUAUCAAAGCUAGAUAUGAGUGGCAGCCUCGUGAAACAAAGAAUUCUUUGCUAUUGUAUGUGCAGAGUUUACGCCUUUCUGAUUUAACAUUAAAUCCUGUUGGAAUGAAUAGCGAAUGCUAUCGCAUCUAUGAAGCUAUGGCAUUUGGUUCCAUACCAGUUGUUGAAAAUGUGAUGACUCCAGGAAUGUGUGGUGGUCCAAAAUCGCCUCUUCGUUUGUUGAAAGCAUUUAAUGCUCCAUUAAUUUACAUAAAUGAUUGGUCUGAGUUGCCAUAUUUAAUUUCCCAAGAAUUACGAAUGACUCUGGAAGAAAAAGUAAAACGAAGAAUUAAAAUUAUUGAAUGGUAUGAGAAUUUCAAAUUGCAUUUAAGGAAUCAACUCAUUUCUAUUAUUAAAGAUCAUAUUUCUGAAAGAUGAUAAAAAGCUUAUAAUUUAUUUUAAAUUGUGCACAAGUUGUAGUUGACUGAGUUUAAACUUUUUAUAUAAAAUUACCUCAUAUGAAAAACAUUCUUUUUUUAUACAUGGAAUACUGCAGUGAGUAUUCUAUAUAUCACAGAAUACUAUAAGUUUAUUAUUCUUGUGUUAAGCUGUAAACUAGUUUUACAAACUUUAUUUCAUUUUGAUUAAUUGUUUAUAUUUCAUUUGGAUAUCAGAUGUACAAAAUUUAUAAUUUUUCCACUAGUAAUGUAAAAUGUUUUUGUACAUUGAAUUUUUUCGCUCAGAUUUGUUAAUACUUUUACCAAAAGACUAAUAAUUUUUUAUAUUUUUAGCUUACAAUAAAAUGAAUUUUUAUAAAAUGGAA